This is a messenger RNA of Engraulis encrasicolus (European anchovy), 6564 nucleotides long. It is a transcript of the gene ptk2bb, whose product is annotated as protein tyrosine kinase 2 beta, b. Gene Ontology annotation, molecular function: protein tyrosine kinase activity; ATP binding. The record is from RefSeq and is a predicted model, not a curated record. The transcript has 32 exons. NCBI's taxonomy places the organism in Eukaryota, Metazoa, Chordata, Actinopteri, Clupeiformes, Engraulidae. Gene Ontology annotation, cellular component: cytoskeleton; focal adhesion. Gene Ontology annotation, biological process: protein phosphorylation; signal complex assembly. The coding region runs from base 270 to 3329 and encodes 1019 amino acids.
UCUCUCCGCUGGGAUUCGGGAACUUUGUGAUCGGGAGUAUCGUUUUGCAUUUAGUUUGAAAUCGGACAGAAUCUAAUAAACUGACGCAUGCUCCAUCGCAAGUAUUGGAACUUCUGAAGUGGGCAGAGAUUACCAGCGGGCGGGAUGGGAAGGGUGUGAGGACCAUCUUCAUUACCUCAGCGGGGUGACAGAAGAAAAAAACAGAACGAGAGAGAGAGAGAGGACAGGAAGAAAGGAGACGGAGAAAGGCACUGUCUCUCGCAGUGGGCAUGGCGGGUGACACCAGCACGCUGUCGUGGCGCUUGCCGAGCCCCGGCUACGAUGGCAUGGACCGGAGCCCCGAAUUCAACUUCACGGGGGACGGCGGGGCUGUGAAGAUCCUAAAGGUCUGCUUCUCCAGUGGCAACAACUUUGGACGCAACUUCAAGCUCGUCAAGUGCGACAGCUCCUGGCAGAUACGGGCCAUCAUCAAGUCCAUCCUCAUCAGUGGGCGUCUGGGCCCUAACGUGCAGAACGUGGGCUGCUACGGGCUGCGUCUCAAACACAUCAAGUCUGAGGAGCUCCACUGGCUGCACCCGGACCUGACCAUAGGAGAGGUGGAGCACAAGUACGAGAGCCACCACAUCGAGGCCGAGUGGAGGUACGACUUGAGGAUUCGUUACAUCCCAGCUAAUUUCUUGGUAAUGUUUAAAGAGGACAGGUCUUCACUGCUGUAUCUGUAUCACCAGGUGCGGUAUGACUACAUGCAGUACCAUGCCAGCAGAGUGAGUGAGGGCAUGGCCCUUCAGUUAGGAUGCCUGGAGAUCAGGAGGUUUUACAAAGACAUGAAUGCCAAAGGUCUUGAGAAAAAGUCAAAUUUUGAGUUGCUAGAGAAGGAAGUGGGCCUGGACUUAUUCUUCCCCAAACAGCUUAUUGAGGGCAUGAAGUCUCGUCAGUUGAGGAAGCUGAUCCAGCAAACCUUUCAGCAGUACGCCAACCUGAAGGAGGAGGAGUGCAUGAUCAGGUUCUUCCAGACCUUCCAUGACUUUUUCAGCUUUACAGAGGAGGUUUACCCAUGUGAACUAGUGCAAGGCUGGAGCUUGUCAGUUGACUUGGUUAUUGGCGCUAAAGGCAUCUGUCAACGCUCACAAGCUGAAGCAGCGCCUAUAUGCCUUGCAGAGUUUCAGCAAAUAAGGAGUCUCAAGUGCGCCAUGCACAGCGAUGGCAAGGCGUUGCUGACUGUGGACAUAGAGGGAGCCAGGCAGCCUCUGUCUAUUAACGUAGCCUCGAUGGCCAUGGCGGAAAACAUGGCGGAUCUCAUAGAUGGAUACUGUCGCUUGGUCAACAAUGUAGACAUCUCCCUAAUACUGAGGUCAAACAAAGGUCCAGAAAGUCGCCCCUCUCUUCCAGAAAUACCUACAGGACCACAGACAAACUCUUUCAGAUACAGCAAAGGUUCUGACAUAUACUGUGAAAUACUUGAUGAAAGGGAGACACCUUCUGCCACAAAGUAUGGGCUGUCCAGGAAUGACGUGGUGCUGGGGCGGAUCCUCGGUGAGGGCUUCUUUGGGGAGGUCCAUGAAGGAGUUUUCAAGCACCCAAGCGGAGACAGGAUUAGCGUAGCUGUGAAGACCUGCAAAGACUGCUCUCCGGACGUCAUGGAAAAGUUCCUGAGCGAAGCAGGGAUCAUGAAGAACCUGGACCAUCCAAACAUAGUGCGUCUGAUCGGGAUCAUUGAGGAGGACCCAGUCUGGAUAGUGAUGGAGCUUUACCCGUUUGGAGAGCUGGGUAACUACCUGACGGAGCACCAGGCCACCCUGACCAACCUGACGCUGCUCCUCUUCAGCCUGCAGGUGGCCAAGGCCAUGGCUUACCUGGAGGGGCUCAAAAUGGUGCACAGAGACAUCGCUGUGAGGAACGUGCUCGUUGCCUCUCAUGACUGCGUCAAGCUGGGAGAUUUCGGCCUCUCCAGAUACAUCGAAGAGGAAGAAGAAUACUAUAAAGCAUCUAUAAGCAGGCUUCCUAUCAAAUGGAUGGCUCCUGAGUCUAUUAACUUCCGGAGGUUCACCUCGUCCAGUGAUGUCUGGAUGUUUGCCGUGUGUGCGUGGGAGAUCAUGAGCCGCGGGCAGCAGCCCUUCUUCUGGCUGGAGAACCACGCGGUCAUCAACCAGCUGGAGCAGGGCAUCCGGCUGCCCAAGCCCGAGCAGUGCCCGCCAGCCCUCUACUCCCUCAUGACCCGCUGCUGGAGCUACGACCCCCAGGAGAGGCCCUCCUUCACUGAGCUCGUCUGCAAGAUCAGUGACGUGCACAAGAUGGAGAAGGAGACGGAAGGGGAGAGGGAUCGGGAACGAGCACGUGCCACCCGCUUCCUCGAACCCAAGUUCACCUUCAAUGAGCCACCGCCCAAGCCCACAAGAAUGAACGCUGGACGCUUUGGAAACACUCUCAGCAUUGGCCUACACAUCCAGCUGAAUGAGGCUCUGUGUGCUAGUUCUCCUGACCUGGCGAGCCCGUGUGACUACCAGUCCCCCAUUGACUCCACCAAUAGACUGAUGUUGCCUGAGGUGGCCUCUCCACGACGUCGCAGUAUGGGGGAGAGGGACUUUGCCAUGUCUCCACCCAGCAAGGAGGACGCCCAGCGCAUGUGGCAGACGGAGAAGAUGCGCAUGAAGGAGACCAUGCAGAGGCAGAAACAGGAGAUGCAGGAGGACAGCGCAUGGCUGGAGAAGAAGGAGAAACUACUGGACCCUGUUACAUAUCAAGAUCCUUUGUCACCAGACUACAUGCCAGAAUAUGCCGAGCUGCAGAAACCUCCACCUGACAAACCACCUAGAAUCUCAGUGCAGCCUGCCCCCACAGCGGAGUUGGACCGGUCUGACGAUAAGGUCUAUCAGUCCGUCAUGGAGCUGGUGAAGGUGGUCGUGCAGCUGAAAAACGACAUCACCACAACGGCCUCCACGGAGUACAUCACCAUGGUUAAGAAUGUGGGUUUGGCCUUGCGGAAGCUGAUUCAUAAUGUGGAUGAACUGCUGCCUACGCUACACGAAUCCAAGAGGACAGAGAUCGAGGGCACCCAGAAGCUGCUGAACAAGGACAUGGCGGAGCUGAUCAGCAAGAUGCGUCUGGCGCAGCAGAACGCCAUCACCUCGCUCAAGGAGGAGUGCAAGAAGCAGAUGCUGGCGGCGGCCCACACGCUGGCCAUGGACACCAAGAACAUGCUGGACGCCGUGGACCAGGCCCGCGUGCGCUCCAACCUAGCCAAGCCCGCCACACCGCCCUCCGACACCAAGGCAGAGACUGGCACCGAGGCUGGCGCCGAGACUGGCACAGAGACUGGCACUGAGGAGUAGCUGGAGAUUCGCAAAGCAAAAUGCAAAAAAAGUGUUAAUUCAACACUUGUUAAUUCACCAAUUUCUGACUACCUUUGACCAGACUGGAAUUUUUGACGUUGGAGUAACAAGUCCGACAGGCAGACAAAGAUGCGUCCGUCUAUCUAUGCACUCUGCUGCCUUGUGGACACAGGAGGAAAUUACAAUUAGAGAGACUACAAUUUCAGACAGACAGACCGACGGACAGACAUACCCUCUUAUAAAGAUUCUGGGACGCAUCUAAAAAAUAUGACGUGCACCUCAAGACGCCCCCUUGUGGCAGCAUAACUUCAUUGACGGUUAGGUUUAGGGACAGGUCUAGGUUUAGGUCACAUAGUCAACAUGCGAUGUGGAAGGUCUGGUCAAAUGUAGUCAGAAAUUGACGACUUGGGGUGAGACACUUACAGUAGAGCAUACUUUGGGACCAAAUGCACUCUAGAACAGUGGUUCCCAACCUUUUUCUUCAGGGACCCAUAUUUUUACUAUUGUAAGCUUUGUUGACCCGCGCGAGCGCCCGCACGAGAGGGAGUCACAUGAAAACCCAUUUUAGUUAUCAUUUUAUUCCUCAAUUCGUCUUCGGUCAAAUAUAGGCCUAGAAUAAAUGUUUAAUGUAGUACUUACAUUUUGUUGCCUCCAUGCAUAUAUUGGUUAAAUGCUUUGCCAUGUAUUCAACAUGGGCUAUAUAUGGUAUUAAAAUUAAACACCUUAACAUCAAGAGGGCUUCGCGACCCUCUGUUGAUCUUUGGCGACCCAAAAGUUGGGUCCCAACCCAUAGGUUGAGAACCAUUGCUCUAGCAGAUGUUAAAUCAACUCUCGGAGUGUUGAAUUACAGACUCAGUUGAAUAGGGUGCCGAGGCCUACCCAGGGAAGUGAGUGUGACACAGCUUGGUUGGCAGAGAGGGUGGUGGUAUAUGUUUGGUCCGUUUACAUACUGCCCUCAUGGUACAUUACAUUUUUCAGUGUUAAUGUCAACACUGUGGAUUGUAGUGGAUUUAACAUCUUCUAGACUGUAUUGUGCUCUCUAAGUGUUGAAUUAACACUUUUUCUACUGUGUGGUAGUCAAGACUAAUGUCUCUUCACUGUCCCGUUUCAGAGGUUGUCGCGCCGUAAUGCACGCCGUACCUCCAGUGGCAUGCUGUAAUAGACAUUGAAAGUUAACUACCAUAGUACUACAUUACUAUGACAUAACACAAGGCCUUUAAUAAUAAACUAUGACUUGGUCAUUGCCAUUCUGGUAACAGCAAAUGUAUAAUGCAGUGUCCUAAAGAACAGGUUAAAUAAUAAGUCUAUACACCUACACACCCUUUGUUUGUCUGUAGAUAUUCUGUUCUGGAUUGUUUUUAAUGGUUUUAAUGUUUUAAUGUGUACUAUUGUGUAUGGUAAAGACCAUAAACUGAUGGAGUUAUUUCCUAAUGGGUAUUGAGAAAUGACAAAUGUGUAAUUUUCAGUCUUGGAGUUGGAAUAUAAAACCUGACUGAAAGGUUAUUUCAGAUGUCAGAUAUACAUAUUGUAUAUGAGAUGUUAAUGUCAGAUGUUUGUUACACAACUUUUUGUCGGCAUGUGUCAUCAAAAAAUGUGAGAGAACCAAAGCUUUACUGGACAAAAAUGUUAGUGAAGACUAGACACUGCAAAGUCCAUCUGUUUUGUUGGACAUUCAUACACGUUUCACUGUCCUACUUUCACAGAAAUUACUUUUAUAAAAACAAUUUUAUAGUCUUCCCCCCCCGAGCAUAUUUUGCAGUGUAUUAUCCAAGUCGUGAAUUACUUUAAAUCCAACACUUGCUGUAUUGUGAAAGAAAAUUCUGCGAAUAUUUUAUGGAUGAAAAAAAUGUAUCCCAUCUGAACAAAGAUUAUAUUGUCGGAUAUUGUCUCUGCUAAAGGCCAUCCUUUCAAUUUGGGGUUAUGCAAUCAUGGCCUUGCUAUCAGCUGAACCGUGAUAUUUGGAAGGCUUGUGUGUGCGUGCGUGUGUGCAUGUUUGCGUGCGUGCGUCAGUGCAACUAGAGUCUUGAGAUAAAGAGUAGGAUAUUGGGAUGUGUGAUAGCCGUAGUGCCCUAGGGGUUAGAUAAGGACACAUAUUUCUAUUACGGCUCACAAUUCAUAACUUUUGACUUCUCAUAACCGUAGUGUGUGGAUGAGUGGGUGAGUGAGAGAGACCUGGAAAGACAGAAGGUGUUAGCAGCCAAUUACUUUUUCAUUACCAUACUGAUUGCACCAUCAAAUUCCUUGUAAAGUCAUUUUUUUAUUAUAUGUUAGCUUGUCUUGUUUUACAGCAACUUGCAGUUCACUUCGGUACAGCUGAGCUGAGUUCCAGGAUAGGUAGGGAACCCCCUUUGGCCAAAACAAAACAAAAAUAUAAAUAAAUAAAAAACUUUAAAUACAUCCAUCAAUUGUGAAAUAUUUAAAGUCCUUUGUCUCCUCCAAAUAUAAGUAUUACAAAUCAGAGAACAUCCCCUUACAUAAAGCUGACUGACCAUGCACCUCCAUUUCCCAAACUUCUACAACUGAAGACAAUGACCUGUCCUGUGUAGUUGUUAGCCAGUUAACAACUUGGGUGGUUGCCAAUGUGAAAUUGGAUUGCAAACAACAAAGUAGCUAAAGUAAUUAGCAACUAUGGUUUCGAGAAAUGCACCCCUGGUCCUGAUCUCUCCUUGUAAAAGUUGAUCAUUGACUCCUCACUUUGAGAAAGUGGAAGAGAAAUAAAGAACAAAAUCUGGAGGAGUGCAUCCCUGAAGAUGAAGAGGUCAUCAUGUCUGGUAGCAGUGGAGUUGUAGUUCAUUGUGUUUGGGUUGUCCGUCUCUGCUCUCGUAACAGUACAGGUCUGCGUUUCCCAAAAACAUUUGAGUAGUACUUACGGUAAGCCUAAGUAGUACUUAAAGUAUGAGGUGCCCCCCUAGGCUAUAUACUGUACUCUAUGUUAAAAUUAAAAGUUUACACAUACAAUAAUUUCAUAGGCUUACAUACAAUAUUUUUUCUCUCACAUGCUUAAAUGCUUGCGCAAAGUGCAUGUGUGAGGUAAAAUAGUUUCUGUAGAAACUUUUAGAGAUUAUGUGAGACUAUUUCUAAUAUAUUGCCUAAAGGGGCACCUCAUUCUUAUACUCAUACUAUUAAGGCUUAAAGGGACACUGUGCAAGAAAUGGUCAAAAAAGGUACUGUAACUAUGCUGCUCAUUGAAACUGGACUGCCUAUUGCCAAAUUUGAUCUUUACAUGAGAGUUUAC